Messenger RNA from Macrobrachium nipponense, 538 nucleotides. RefSeq lists its product as uncharacterized. Bases 98 to 538 code for a protein of 146 amino acids. NCBI's taxonomy places the organism in Eukaryota, Metazoa, Arthropoda, Malacostraca, Decapoda, Palaemonidae. The record is from RefSeq and is a predicted model, not a curated record. The transcript has 4 exons.
CUUGGUCAGAACCCCCCCUCCAGUCAGUGACGUGAAGUACACCAAGGAAGGCACACACUGGCUGGUUGUUCGUUCUAAGACUUAGGGGAGUACCAAGAUGGCGCUGGUGGUGGCGUUCGCAUCGUUGCUUAUCUACAUCGGCUAUGCUUCAGGCAUUCCCGCUAUGGCGCUCGCUAGCGGAAUUUACUUGGCCGGAGGGACAGCAGAGGAGCCCUGCGCCCCGAGCCUGAGUGCCAGCGAGUGCCAGCUGAGGAGGGCUGAGUGCGGCGUCGUCAACAGCAUCCUCCAGGCGUCAGGGGGUCCUAUCAAUUCGGUGCUGGAAUGCGCAGAGACCGUUGGAAUUCCAGUUCAUCCAGCCAUCUUCACUUCCUUGGGCACGAACUACCUGACAGGCAACCCACCUAGCAUCCUGGAUCAAAUAGGAGCUGACUCAACGAGCCUGGCUGCUCUAAACGGCUACUGCACUCUGAAUGCUACUGUUUGGUACUUGUUCUUGGUUUUUGUCUGUGGUGGUCUUUUCUUUCUGGGAGUCCAGUGA